UCGGGCACCCUACGAUAAUUACGGAGGGAUUCGACGACAUCGAUCAAUAUUUUGGAAUCGUGAAGUGCCGAGUAGUACCUCCUCGUGGGCUGUAUUUGCCGGUGCUACCUUGCCGAAUCCAAGACAAAUUGAUGUUCCCUCUUUGUCGUACGUGUGCCGAGAAUACGCAGCAGGACCCGUGUGCACAUUGUGAUGAUGACAGGGCAUUAACUGGUACAUGGGUAAGCGAAGAGUUAAAGCUCGCAAAGAAAAAGGGGUACCAAAUAACCGAUAUGUACGAAGUUUACCAUUUCCCCACUUCAUCCAAUGUGCUGUUUCGCGAUUACAUCGACCUGUUCCUCAAAAUAAAACAGGAGAGUAGCGGCUGGCCUCGUGAAUGCAGCACAGAAGAUGAAAAGAGGGAGUACAUACUCCGUUACGAAGCCAAAGAAGGCAUAUUGCUGGACAGCAACGCCAUUUCAAAAAACCCAGGAAGAAGACAAGUUGCCAAACUGGCUCUUAACAGUUUUUGGGGACGAUUUGGCAUGAACACAAACAAAACCAGUUUGGUGUUUGUUAAUAGCAUCCCUACCUUCAACAAAUAUAUGGCCGAUUCAACAAAAAUUAUCAAAGAUGUUUUUUUCCCAUCUGACGAGCUGGCCGCCCUACAGUUUGUUUCUGCAGCCGAGUUUGUGAAGCAGGACACCAGCACCAACAUUUUUGUAGCUGCUUUCACAACUGCAUGGGCGCGGUUGAAGCUGUAUGAGGAGAUGGACAAAUUAGGGACUCACGUACUCUACCAUGAUACAGACAGCAUCAUUUAUUCCAGUGAUGGAACUAACGACCCUCCUCUCGGAAACUUUCUUGGGGAUUUCACGGACGAAUUGGACGGUGGCACCAUCUCUGUUUUUGUGUCUGGUGGCCCGAAAAACUAUGCCUACACUACAAGUGACGGGGAAACUUGCUGCAAGGUACGUGGGUUUACCCUAAACCACAGGAACGUCCAGCUCCUCAACUUCGAUUCUAUCAAGCAGCUCGUGCUAAGCUUGGACGAACCCUCCUCCAUCAAUAUCCAUAACCCGGCAAAAAUUUGCAGGGAGCCAAAAAGGAGAAAAAUUAUGAAUAAAGUUGAAAAUAAAAUGUAUCAAAUAAUCUACAACAAAAGAGUCAUACAACCGGACUAUUCGACCUUGCCCUAUGGGUACUAGACUUUUUCUCAUACCAUCACC
This is a messenger RNA of Uloborus diversus, 1208 nucleotides long. RefSeq lists its product as uncharacterized. NCBI's taxonomy places the organism in Eukaryota, Metazoa, Arthropoda, Arachnida, Araneae, Uloboridae. Gene Ontology annotation, biological process: DNA replication. The record is from RefSeq and is a predicted model, not a curated record. The coding region runs from base 132 to 1187 and encodes 351 amino acids. Gene Ontology annotation, molecular function: DNA-directed DNA polymerase activity; nucleotide binding; DNA binding. The transcript is spliced from 5 exons.